AUGCUGCUCAGUCAGAGAAGAACCAGGGGCCGGGAGAUCACCGGACCCACGCCCCACUCUGUGGCUGUGAGAGCGAAGUUACCUCCUCUGAGGCCUGCAGAACAGCUGAUGCUGCAGAGGCAGAGACAGGACGCAGCCCGAGGUGAGGUCCUGGAGUUCUCGAAGUACCAGCAGAGCUGCAGCAUCAAGACGUCAUGGCUGAAAGACACGGAGCGCCGAUUCCUGAGAGGAGCCAUGGAGAGGGGCAUCCGAGCUGCCGUGAGCUGGCACGAGGCUGACGUUGAACAGAGGAGACACAGGCUGGCGGAGCUGUUGAAGGUGGAGGAGCAGCAGCUCCUGCAGGAGAUGGAGGGGAAGAAGGAGAUGACUUUGGAGAGAUGGGCGAAGAUGAGAGAAAAAGCCAAAGCGCUGAGAGACAAGAGAGAGAGUGAGAGGCAGCAGCUUGUGUCUGAGAAACUGCAGCAGCAGUUCAGGGAGCAGUGUGAGGAGCUGCGCAGCAUCCAGAGCAGAUUCAGCGAGCAGCAGGUGAGUCGAGAGCGAGCCAGUCAGGUGAGGAGCCGGCAGAAGCAGCAGCAGCGGCAGCAGGAGGAGGACCGGCUCUUCUCUGAACUGUGGGCGGGUGACAGGCGAGCCAAAGAGGAGCAAGAGAGCACCCGAAUCCAGAGCCAGCAGCAGAGGAACGAGGAGCAGCGCAGCUUCCUGAAGAAGCAGAUGGAGGCGACCGAGCAGCAGAGACAGCAAGAGAAGGAGCUGAGAGAGGAGGAGGCCCAGCUUCUGAUGCAGCAGCAGCAGACAGAGCUCCUGCUGGAGCAGCGGCAGCAGAAGCUGAAGCUCUGGGCGCAGCAGGGCCAACGGAGGAUGCUAGAUUGGUGUUUAAUGCUAAAGAUGAAGCGACUGGCCUGGGAGCAGCGUGAGGAGCUGGAGCUGGACAUGAGCAUCCUGCAGACACUACUAAGACAGGAAACUGAUGAGAAACAAGUAGCUGCCCAGAGGAAGGCAGAGCUGUGCGAGGAGCAGCGGCGGUACCGGGAGUACCUGUCCGAGGAGUUGCAAAGGCAGAGGAGACAGGAGGAGGAGAUGGAACAUCUGUUGGAGGAUCAGCUGAAGGAGGUCUGGGCAAAACAAGAGGAGAAGAGCCGCCGGCAGAGGGAGGCCAGGAAGAGGCUGAUGGACGAGGUGAUGGAGGCGCGGUCUCUGCAGAUCCAGAACAAAUUGUACGCAAACCUGCAGAAACAGGCCGAGUUGAAAAAGGAGCGUGAGGAGCUGGAGCUAUUCAUCGAGGAGGAGAAACUGAAGGAGGAGGAGGAGAAGAGACGGCAGAAGCGGGCGGCUGAGGCGUAUCGGGGUGACCUCUGUGCUCAGAUGCAGCAGCAGCAGCAACUUCGCUCAGAGCUGAAGGCCCAGGGCAUGCAAGAACACCGUCAUGGCCUGAUCCUGGAAAAGCUCCUCAGUGCAAAGAAAGAGCAGAUCCUGUCCAGAUUCACUUCCCUCAGUGUCGGCCCCCAUCCUUUCAGAAGAGAGGGGGGAUCCAGGUCGGCACCUCAACCCCAGCUUACAAACUAUUGAAAACCCCAUCCAGGCCCCACUCAGGGUUUCAUGAUUUCUGUGUGUAUUUGUUUGGAUAUUUCUCUUCUAUUUAACAUGCCAAGUUCAUUAAAAUGAGUGAUUAAAAGAUGAUGGAGCCUCUGUGGAAACUAUUCAUACUAUUCAAAUUGAAAAAAAAUUGUAAUAGAGCAACAAAACAGGACAAGCAACACUG
Messenger RNA from Archocentrus centrarchus (flier cichlid), 1759 nucleotides. RefSeq names its product cilia and flagella associated protein 53 (gene cfap53). Bases 1 to 1566 code for a protein of 521 amino acids. The transcript has 8 exons. The record is from RefSeq and is a predicted model, not a curated record. Lineage: Eukaryota; Metazoa; Chordata; Actinopteri; Cichliformes; Cichlidae.